Molecule: messenger RNA, 1126 nt
Organism: Liolophura sinensis
Lineage: Eukaryota; Metazoa; Mollusca; Polyplacophora; Chitonida; Chitonidae
Exons: 5
Coding region: 78-989 (303 amino acids)
Source: RefSeq, a predicted model, not a curated record
CUUUGAACGUCAUUAACAUGAUGAAUAAAUUAUUAUAAAUUUUAGCAAAUGGUUUUUUGUUUCAAGGACAGGUCAGAAUGAAACCUUGGUUACUUGUGAUCCUCUUCCUAGUCUCCGGAACACGUUGUAUUCAAGGCGCCUCCCUGGAUGAGAAGUGUCAGGAUGACAGCGAAUGUGCAGUUCCAAACACAGCGUGCAAGACAGACCAUUGUUUGGGAUCCACCUGUCAGUGUAACAUGGGAUACAGGCUGAACGCUCAUACAAGGCAAUGUGACAAAGUAGUUUGCAGUAGUACAACAUUUAAUCCACCCUCGACUUCGACAAGCAAAUCAGCGUCAUCCACCACGUCCACACGGUCUACGUUGUCAUCGGCUUCCACAGUUCACCCCAGCACUACAGCCGGUGGGACAACAACAACAGUACCUCCUGUACUGAUUGGUCAAAAAUGUACAAAUGUUACAAAAUGCGCUGAUCCUCGAGCUUUGUGUCGACCACAUCGAUGUGACGGAAUGGUUUGUCAGUGUGAUGUCGGAUACAUAACCAAUGCUCGGCUGAACAUUUGUGAGAAAGCCAGUCUCAUCAGAGAACCUUGCAACAAAACCACAGAUUGUCUGCCAAGGCACUCCGUGUGUAACUCGAAGAACGUGUGCGAGUGCGACAACAAUUUCAGAGCCACAUCAGACAAUUUUUGGUGCAUUGGGACCGGUUACAAAGCACUCGGCGACAUUUGUACCACAGGCGAUAAGUGUGGGAUAGGAGCGGACUGUAAAUCCAGCAAAUGCGCAUGCGUCAAAUGGCACGCCCCUUGGGGCAAAGAAGAGAAGUGGUUCGGAAUUCCGGUGUCAAGGUUCAGUCAGUGUGAAAACACUAAUGCUACUCUGAACGAAUGUAACGGAACAACAUUUUGCUCCACAAAGCCCGUGAUGUCAAGCAGAGCAGGACUUCAUACUUCAGUGCACACUCGCCGGCGAUCCGACAAAAUUGAAUGAGAAUAUAAAGCUACGAGUGAAUAAACUUGUAAAUUAACUCCCUUCUUGCUGUACUAUUUUCCAUACUGUACAAAUUAAAAUACUGUACUAAAUUAAGGUGCAAAUUAUGGCAUGAAUAAAUUAAGAAUUCAAGUAGA